AUGAAGAGAGCAGAGAGAUCAUCAGCAUCAUUCUUAUCCGUGGCGGCCAACCUUGACACGCGAGUUGACUUGGACAAAAACAUUAAGCACAACCAUGCCAGAUACAAACCCUUCCUCUCGAUCAUGGCUUCAAAAUUAUCCUAUGAGAACCAUCAAUUUGUUGCUAACACAGUGCGAAAUCAUUGGGAUAUGGAGUUCUUGGGAUCACACAGCUUCUGGAACGAUUACCAAGAGCUGUGGUCCACACGAACAAUCAUAGUGCAAGAUACCACGUCCGAACCCAACUUGAUUGUUGUUGCAUUUAGGGGUACAGAGCCAUUUGAUGCGGACCAAUGGAGAACAGAUGUGGAUAUCUCUUGGUACGAGUUGCCCAAUGUGGGUAGGAUACAUGGUGGGUUCAUGAAAGCUUUGGGACUUCAGAAGAACAGUGGAUGGCCCAAAGAGAUUGAUCAAAGCAGCAUGGAUGGAGGCUCUCAGCAUCGUUACGCUUACUACACAAUCAGAGAGAAGCUGAGAACAAUGUUGGAGGCAAAUAGGGAUGCAAAAUUCAUAUUGACAGGGCACAGUUUGGGAGGAGCCUUGGCCAUUCUGUUUGCUGCUGUUCUCACACUGCAUGAGGAGGCAUGGCUGUUGGACAAGUUAGAAGGGGUUUAUACAUUUGGGCAGCCACGAGUUGGGGACAAUCAGUUUGGGGAGUUCAUGAAGGACAAGUUGAGAAAGUAUGAUGUGAGGUAUAUGAGGUAUGUUUACUGCAAUGAUGUGGUGCCUAGGGUCCCUUACGAUGACAAAACUCUAUUCUUCAAGCACUUUGGUCCCUGCCUCUAUUUCAACAGCUUCUACGAAGGACAGGUUCUAGAGGAAGAGCCAAACAAGAAUUAUUUCUCGUUGAUCUGGGUCAUACCCAAGAUCCUAAACGCAGUUUGGGAACUUAUUCGAGGUUUUCUUAUCCCCUACGUAGAAGGUAGAGACUACACACAGAAUUGGUUCAUGACGAUAUUCAGGAUCGUUGGACUGAUAAUUCCAGGAAUACCUGCUCAUCUUCCUCCAGAUUAUGUCAAUGUUACCAGAUUGGGAUCCUUACCCGAAUUUCUGGAACUUCAAAACUCGCAAGAUUCGAAGGUUGACUGA
Sphenostylis stenocarpa is the source of this 1128-nucleotide messenger RNA. Lineage: Eukaryota; Viridiplantae; Streptophyta; Magnoliopsida; Fabales; Fabaceae. The record is from the annotation of a GenBank genome assembly.